Molecule: messenger RNA, 15679 nt
Organism: Ciona intestinalis (vase tunicate)
Lineage: Eukaryota; Metazoa; Chordata; Ascidiacea; Phlebobranchia; Cionidae
Source: RefSeq, a predicted model, not a curated record
UUCAACUGUUAGUACAGACGACUGCUUCCAAAACCGGGAGCUAGUCACAUUUUUUUUGCGAAAAGCUGGUACAAGUAAGCGUUUUCUUAUACGGAAGACAAAGAAUACGGCCGAGACCUAACGCACGAACAGCGCGAUGGCGCUCUACGGCUACUUUCUAGCCCUGCUUUUACUUAGCGUUACUGUUCCCCACAGUAUCGCUUUCAUCGAUCCCUCGUUACCGGAUAACGGAUUCGAUUCCCCUACAGAUAUUCCAGCACCACCAAACGGAGAAGUUGAAUGUAAAACCGAAUAUGGGAUAACGACUUGUAGCGCCAAAUGCAAGUCGGGAUUCACGUUCGCAAGCCUCGGAUCUGUUGGAGACACACUCGUCAACCAAUGGAUGGAUGGCGAAUGGACAAUCGGACCCAAGUUCCCUCCCUGCAAACGUACACUCUGUGAAGCAAAGCACCCUGAAAAGGGAACAGUGCGUUGUGAGACGUCAGGCAACAAGAUGAUUUGCGACGUGGAGUGCAACCCAGGGUAUCGAAGUGAACAUACUCACUAUUAUAUGUGCGACCUCGAUAACGGAGAGUGGUCUCCAUCGUUGCCAACAAUUAACCGUUUCCCAACUUGCAUCCUCGGAGAACAAAGCUGCAUCAAUAUGGAAGCUCCUGAAAACGGUUACAUUAUUUGUAAAACCGAAGACGGGAUCCAUAAAUGCACUCCCAUGUGCAAGGUAGGCUAUGGUGCUGUUGGAAUGCCAAUGGAAGGUUACUUUAAAUGUUCCUUGGGAAUGUGGUUGCCAUCUGAGAAAGUGAUGUGCUUACCCACCGACGACCCGGUUGAUCCAAUGGGAUUGGCAGCAGUAACAGGCAUUUACACCAUGAAGGAUUUGCCUGUUGAACAGACCGGUUAUUGUAUGACAUGGGGGCAACAACAUUACCGCACCUUCGAUGGAAAAAUCUUCCGGUUCCAAGGUGAUUGCUCAUAUGUGUUGGCGGAGGACACAGAUCACUUCUUCACUGUACAUUUGCACAAUGAAAAGAACUGCAAAGGAAAAGGAUGUAAACGGAGUCUUUCCGUCUACGUCGGAGAUCUCCUCAUUCAACUGAAGUCAGACCCCAAAGAUGGAAGCCCUGGAGCUUUCGUUGAUGAUAAGAGGUUACCACUUCCAUCAGCAAUGUCGGGCGUUCUAAUUCAACGGGUGGCAGAUUUCGUUGUCGUGCGUGACCCUGAAAGCGAACUCUACAUCAAGUGGGAUGGCCUUGAAUCUAUUUUUAUUAGGGUUGGAGAAAAUCAAGAAAAGCGAACACAAGGUCUCUGUGGCACUUAUGAUGAAAAUCAUCAGAAUGAUUUUACCAAGAAAGACGGUAAAGUUGUAUCUCAUGUCGUCGAAUUUGCGGAAUCCUGGGCUGUUGGAGAUUGCGGAAACACUAAGAUUAACUCGUACUGCUCCAAAGUUACUGAACAAGACAGGUGUACGCUUGCGAAAGCCCUGCAAGGUUGCAAAUAUAUUAUGGAGACCAAAUGCAAAAUGGUCGUGAACCCCGCACCAUACUUCGAAGCUUGCAAGGAAGAUGUUUGUUUUUCAGAUGACGACGAUCUCGUUUGUAAUUCAAUGUCUGCUUACUUCAGAGAAUGUGCACGGUUUGGUGUGAUCGUCGACUGGAGACGUAAAGACAGAUGCGCAAUUAAUUGCCCGGACAACCUUUGCUAUGACGUUUGCGGCUCUUCCUGCCCCAAAACUUGCUAUGAUACCAGCUACAACUGUGAGAACAACCACUGUAUUGAGGGAUGUCACUGUCCAGAAGGUACCUAUCUCCAUAACGGAACAUGCGUUGCGCGGCAGGAUUGUCCUUGUCAGUAUGCAAAGCAAGAAUACUCACCAGGUUCAAAGCUCAGACUCGACUGCAACCGUUGCGUUUGCGCGCGUGGACGUUGGGUGUGCACCAAGAACGUAUGCGACUCUGUGUGCAAAGCUGUUGGCAGCCACUUCACCACUUUUGACGGAAAGCAUUUCGAUUUUGAAGGCCGAUGUAGCUACGUUCUUGCUAGAACUGAAGGAAUGCAAGACAUCGCUUUUGAAGUUAAGCUUAUCAAUACAUGCACUGGUUUUGAAUGCGAUCGUUCACUCGAAGUUACAGUAAACGGUGAAACUGUGCACGUCAGUCAUGCUGGUAAAGUUGAAAUCAAGGGAAAGGAAGCAAUCCUUCCAUAUCACAACUACUUCUACGCAAUGGAAAAAGUCACCACUAACUUUUACAAGGUAACCAUCAACAGUGGUCUAACUGUCCUCUUCGAUGGCAAGGACCGAAUUUAUAUUCGUGCCAAACCAACCCUUUGUUCCCGUAUGAGGGGUAUGUGUGGUAACUUCAAUGCCCAAACUACUGACGAUUUUUGGACGCCAAAUGGAGAUUUAGCAGCUAAUGCAAACGAUUUUGGGGACGAAUGGGCCAUUGGUCAAUGUUUGUUUCCCAACACACCAAUGAUUUUGGCCGAACCAUGUGAUAUCCACCGAAGUUACAAGCUAAGGGCUCGAGAGAGUUGUGAAGUUAUUACGGCAGCGCCAUUCACAAAAUGUCACGACGUUGUGAACUACAAACUCUAUUUCGCUCACUGCAAGGACGACAUCUGCAAUGCUGAAGACGUUAAGUUGCAAUGCAGAGCGUUGGCUGAUUAUGCCAUUGCUUGUUCGAAGCUUGGUGUUAUCAUUGGGAACUGGAGAAAGAUUAUCUCUGAAUGCGCUGAUGAAACGAAAUGUGCUACCGGAACCUCGUUCAAGGAAUGUGCGAAUGCGUGCGGUUCGUCCUGCGGAGCUCUUCAAAGCAGCUUCGUAUGCGAUGAGCAAUGCGUUCCUGGUUGUACUUGUCCUGAUGGAAAGGUAUUCGAUUACAACGGAAAAUGCGUAGCUGUAACCGAGUGCUCAUGCAUGUUUGAAGAAAUUAUUUAUGUAGCUGGAGAAUCACGAAUGCAAGACUGCAACGUGUGCGAAUGUCACCGAGGAAAAUGGGCGUGCACUGACAACAUUUGUCCCAUUACCACUAAAUGCAGUUUGAACGAAGAAUUCAGCAGUUGCAUGAAAUCUGAAAUUCAAACAUGUGCAAAUAUGCAUUUACCGGUGAUCAACAGAAAGAUUGAGAAAUGUAUUGCUGGUUGCCAAUGUAAAGAAUCGUUCGUUUGGGACCAAACUACUAAUCAAUGCGUCACGCCUAAGACAUGCCCAUGUUAUCAUGGUGGAAGAAGUUACUGUGAGAGCGAGACGAUGCAACAAGAUUGCAAUACUUGUCGUUGCUUGGGUGGUAUUUGGGAUUGUGAAUCGAACGAAUGUGCUGGGAUGUGUCGAGCAUAUGGUGACUCCCAUUACACAACAUUUGAUGGUAAAGAUUACCAAUUCCACGGCAUCAAUGUAUUCACUUUGGUUCGAUCCAACAAGAAAAACGAACACUCCUUCAAGAUUUCGAUUGAAAAUAUUGGCUGUGGAAGCAAGGGCGGUACCUGUUCUAAGUGUGUCGUUUUCUCCAUCAACGUCGGCGAUAUUGUCAAGGAAAAUACUGUUGAACUUGUCCGUGGAAAGUCAGUGAAAGCAAAGAAGGUUGGCGAUUUCGAAAUUACAUACGUUGGUAUGUGGGUGUUCGUAAAAGCCAAGGACCUUGGAGUGACGUUGCAAUGGGACAAAAAGACAACAGUCAUGGUCCGCAUUGACCCUGAACACAAAGAAAAGGUCGAAGGUCUUUGUGGUGAUUUUGAUGACAGCGAAAGUAAUGACUUCAGAAAUCCACAAGAAAUGAUUGAAGUGAACGAAAUCUCCUUCGUCAACUCUUGGAAGACUUACUUGAACGGAAGUCAAGCCGAAGAAGUCCCAGUGGAGAUGUGCGGUUUGAACAACCAUAGAAAAUAUUGGGCGGAACGAAAGUGUGCAGUUCUUACUGGAGACACAUUUUCUGCUUGCCACACAUUGGUCGAUCCUAAAAGUUAUUACCGUGCGUGUGUGUUUGACGCAUGCGCGUGUGACUCUGGUGGUGAUUGCGAAUGUCUGUGUACUGCUCUACACGCUUACGCUCAAGAGUGUAACCGAAAGGGUGUUCACAUUUACUGGAGAUCUCAGGACCUUUGUCCUUUGAUGUGUAUGGGCAAGCACAGAGAGUACACGCCCUGCAUGUCGGCCUGCCCACAGACCUGCUCUAACUACAACAUGUACGAUAAAAUCAAGAACAACUGCGAGUUCGCAUGCGUUGAAGGAUGUGGAUGCGACGAUGGAACGAUCGCAAGCAACGACGGCGCAGUAUGUAUGGCACUUGAUUCUUGCGUAUGUAAAGAAAUUGAAGGUGUUGCCUAUGCGGAUGGAGACAAGAUUGAAUCUAUGUCAGACGAAUGCCGAAGCUGUUACUGCAUGGACCACGAUAUUCACUGUUUGGGUUUGUCGUGUUACGAGGGAGGAAUUGUCCCCGAGCUGUCAUCAAGUUUGGGAACCUUCUCUGGCGGUGCAACAGAAUAUGGUGGCUUCGUUUUCAAGCCUGCAGAAUUAACACCAGCUUUGUGUUCGGAUCUUUACGAUAACCUCGUUUCUACAUGUGGAAAGUCGAACAUGGUCACUUGUUCCUUCCGAUGUAACCAAGUUUGUCACGCAUGGAGAACUGCUACGUACCAAUGCGCACAUUCAAGCGAUGACCAGUGCGUUGAUACCUGCGGGGAAGAAUGCGUUUCCUGUCCCAUCAACUACAUUCUUAAAGAUCCCAAGACCUGUGUACGACCAGCCGACUGUUUGUGUAUGCUGCCAGACGGAAGCUCUCUCGGGCCUGGUCAAGUAAGAAACGAUCGCGAAGCUUGCAUUCGUUACUAUUGCUGGAACAACGUUCUUACGGAUGAAGUUUUGGUCGGUUGCACCCCAAGUCUCGGCGGAAUUAGCGGGGGUGCUGCUGGUGCAGGUGCCGGUGCUCAUGGAGGUUUGUUUGGUGGUCAUCCCUCCGGCGACACUCUUGGUUCUGGCAUUGGAUCCGUUGGUGCAGGUAUACUUAUUGGUGGUACAGGUUUCUCUACUGUUACGGAGGAAGGCAGAGGUUCUUCAGGAUCUGUUGGAAUCGACGCCGGAAGCAAGUCAGCAGCAGGAGCUGCAGCGGAUGCUGCAACUAAAGCACAAUCGGAGAUGACUGCUGUGCAAGAAGACAAUGGAAUUGUUACCAAGCACUUUGCGAUGGGAUCAAACACUGGAUUUGCUGAUGCAGCGGCCAAGUUCGACGGAAAGACCGGUUACACCGCCGACGAAGUUGGAGCUAUUGAAGCUCAUGGUGCGACCGCUAUUGCGGCGGAUGGUACGGCUAGUUUGUUCCACGAUGCUGCAGUAGUAGCUCAUACAACAUCAACCGGAGAUUCCGAAACCAGUGGUAUUGGAUUCGGUUCUGAUAACGAACAAGCUGCUGCUGCACAAGCCGCAGCUGAUACAGCGGCUGCUUUAACUGCAGCUAUUGUCCAAGAAGGUGCACUUUGCGUCGACGAAGGAGGCAUCGAGCGAAAGUUCGGAGACAGCUGGGAAUAUCUACAUGAUUCGUGUAAGACGUGUACGUGUCACAGCACUGGUGAUGUUAGAUGCCUUGAGAAAUCAUGCGAUCCAUAUCCUUCCUGUCCGGAGGGACAUUAUGUUGUUGAGGAGCAAGGUGAUGCUUGUUGUCUCACAUACCGUAUUGUCGAGAACGAGUGCGACACCUCCCUCUGCGAGUUUACAGCACCAACCUGCAUGUUCUCCGAAACGCUAGUCAUUCACGCAAUCGACAACUGUUGUUCAUCUUAUGAAUGUGUUUGCAACCCAGCGAGUUGUCCGGACUUAGGCGAUCCCGCUUGCCCAGAAGGUUCCAUCAGAGUUAUUGUAGACCCCGAGCAAUGCUGUCAAGUUGGUAAAUGUGUAAACAUUGCGCAAUCGAAGGUUGGCGCCGGGUCGGGUGUGGGAGUCUCACACCAAGGAGCUGGCUUUUCAACUUCAACCUUUUCUAAAUCCAAUGACGAAGCCCUCGUUAACGCAGCAACAGACAGUAUUCUUGAAUCAGUCGGACUUGCACAUGCAGCCAACGACCAAGACGUGGAAGCAAUAGUGAAAGGCGGUAAAUCCCGUGGUAAACAUAGCAAGACAAGUUUCCACCCAGGUCAAACUGUGCUUGGUGCAGAUGCAGCAGCAGGAGUUGGACAUGGUCAAUCAUAUCUUGGAGGUUACAUGGGGGCACCUUAUGGUCAAGAUGUGGUAGCUGCGGCCGACACAGGAAUUGUUGUCAAGGGAGGAAUCUAUGAAUCAAUUGCAAAAUCGAAUGACGAUGAAGAAAGCGCGCUGUUCCUUGAUAAUAAUGCAGAACAAGCUGCAAUUGGAAAGGGAGUGGCACAAAGUGCAAGCGAUUCUGGUGUUUAUGUUGAUGGAAAAGAUUACGGCGAUGACGUAACAAAAACUAUGUUCACACCUGGCAACGUAAUAUUGGGUGCGGGAGCACUUGCCGAUUCAGCAGGAUAUGGCGGGUAUAUGGGAAUGCCGAAACACCACUAUGGAGGCGGAGAAGCAUAUGGUGCUGCCAAACAAGGUAUUGCGAUUGGCGGCGGUUCAUUCAUCACUGAAACUUACGACGAUGGAGCGUCGGACGGAGUCGUAAAUGUUGGCAUGAGAUCCGACAACUUGGCUGCAGGCCAAGGCCUUGCCCAAGGCGCUCAAGGCGCCGACGCUCUCGUUGCUGGAGGCAAGAAGGGCGGCAAGGUGAGCAAGACCGUCUUCCAACCUGGUCAAACCGUACUUGGCGCAGGUGCCGCUGCAGGUGCAGGCCACAAACAAGCCUACCCAUACGGAUACUUUGGCGGCAAGCACGGAGCAGCUGGACACGCGGCAGCCGACUCUGGCAUCGUAAUCCAAGGUGGCGCUUACGAAACCAUCACCAUGUCUGACGACGAUUCAGCACAAAACGUCGCUUUCGGUUCCAAGGCCGAUCAAUUGGCCGCAGGACAAGGCUUGGCGCAAGGAGCAGCUGAUUCGGACAUCUACGUCGGAGACAAGGACUACGGCGGCGAUGUGAGCAAGACCAUGUUCGUUCCUGGAUCCAUUGCACUCGGCGCGGGAGCACUCGGAAAGGCAAUGGGACAGGGACAUCAUUAUGGUGGACCCGGACCAUACUACGGAGGCGCGGAAGGUUACGGUGCAGCCAAGCAGGGCAUCGUCAUUGAUGACGGCUCAUUCAUCACUGAAACUUACGACGAUAAAGCAUCGGGCGGAGUCGUAAAGGCUGGCAUGGAAUCCGACAACUUGGCUGCAGGCCAAGGCAUUGCCAAAGGGUCUCAAGGCUCCGACGCUGUCGUUGCUGGAGGCAAAAAAGGAGGCAGAAAGAGCAAGACAUUCUUCCAACCUGGUCAAACCAUACUCGGCGCAGGUGCCGCUGCAGGGGCUGCGCUUGAUCAUGAAAACUUCGGUGGCUUUUACGGAGCGCCAAUUGCUUCCACUGCAGGUAGUGACGCAAAGAGUUCUACCCUGAUCGGAGGCGGUAAAAUGCUUUCUGAGAGCUCUUCCGGAACCAAAUCUGGAUCUGAUGUCUUAUUACAGCAAGCGACUGGAGCACACGCUAAGGGCGGCGCGGCAGUUGGUUCGGCUUCUGAUCUGUUACUCCAAGUGGCCGAAGAAUCUUCUUUGUGCCUUGAUGAAAGUGGAAAAGAGCGAAAAUAUGGUGAAUGCUGGAAGAAAAAUAACGACCCAUGUGAACUGUGCACAUGCUACGAUAUGAACGACAUCAGGUGCCAAAUACAACAAUGUGAUCCUUAUCCUGAACCAGUUGAAGGGAAAGAAGUUGUUGAAGAGCUUACAGAUGAAUGCUGCAGUACAUUCCGUUAUAUUGACGUCGAUUGUGUGCAGAAGUCUUGUGAAUUCCAACCACUCAUCUGUGCACCGUUUGAACGAUCGGUUUCCUAUGCCAUUGAUCAAUGUUGUUACACGUACGAGUGUGUUUGCGAUCAAUUAAAGUGUCCAAUGCUCGGACACCCAUCUUGUCCGGAAGGAUCUGUCAGAGUUGUUCUUGAGCAAGAUGCGUGUUGUCCAGUUGGCAAGUGUGUGUUCAUGGAUGAACACGCUGCAGCUAAUGCUAAACAGAUAAGCAACAUUGCAGGAGGCCUGUUCAGUACCGAAACACAUUCAAGUGAUGGCCACGGAUUGGAUACUGCUCUUAAAACGAUGGGAUCACAAGGCGCAGCUGCUGGAGCAAUUGGUAAAUCAGGAGCUGCUGCUGGUGUCGGAAUUGCUGACAAAUCAGGCAAGGGUUCCACUUCAGUAUCUUCGUUUAUCCCUGGCCAAACUAUAAUCGGCAGUUCAGCGCUUGGGGACGCAUCAAGCAACUUUGUUCCACACCCACAUCAUAUGUAUGGUGGUAAGGGUGCGUUUGAUUCUGCUGCAAGCUCUGGAGUGGUUGGACUCACCGACAGUGGCAUGUUUUCCCAAUCUAAAGAUGCAUUUGGAGGUUCAGGUUCUGAAUUAGGUUUGUCCAGUGACCAAGCUUCUGCCGCGAAGGGGUUGGGACAGGCCGCUUCUAAGAAUGGCUUAUCAAUAGUUUCGGAGGUGGAUGCUUGCAUCGAUAACUCAGGCAAGGGUCGCGCUCUGGGAGAACAAUGGUGCGAUUUGAAUGAUCAAUGCACUGUUUACACCUGUACUGAUUUUGGAACAUUUAAGCCGAAAGUACGCGUCUGUGAUGAAGCUCCAUUGCCAAAGUCUGGCUACAUUAUCAAGGAAGAAAUCGGUGACCCAUGCUGUGUUACUUACCGCCUUGUUAAACAAACUUGUGAAGACCUGGAAUGUCAGUUUACUGCCCCAGUUUGUGACAUUAAUCAAAAGCUGAUCACGUAUCCAAUAGACAAGUGCUGUUCUACAUACGAGUGCGUCUGUAAUCCUGACAGUUGCGGUUAUAUUGGAGAUGUUAGAUGUCCAGAUGGUAGUACCCGUGUCGUUUUAGAACCUCAUGCAUGCUGUCAAGUUGGAAAAUGUGUAAUGGGCGGUAGCUCAAUUGGAGGCGCACAGGCAGCUGCAGGUUUGCAGAUAAUUCCUGGAUUAUUGUCUACUGAAGCAGAAACAUCAAAAGCAGAUAAAAAAGAUAUUGCUUUUGGGUCACAAUUGGCAGGAGCUGCUGUAGGACAAGCAGUAGCUGCAUCGUCAGCCGAUACUGCAGUACAGGUAUAUGAUGGAUCGAAGGAUGAUUCUCAUUCUGUUACGUCCUUUAGCGCAGGCAAUGUAGCUUUUGGAGGUUUGGCCACUGGUUCUGGAUUGGGACAUAGUUUCGGAGGACCGCAUUUCAUGCCUGGCAUGAGUUCAGGUGCUGCGGAAGCUGGAGCUAAAAGUGAUGUUUAUCACGGCAAAAAUGAGUUUUCCAGCAUUGAUAAGGACGCGAAGGUACAUCAAGCUGUAGUAAGUUUGGCGCAAAACGCAAAUGUUGGCGCGGAAGGUGCGGAAGCAGGACAGACGCACACAUCCAUAGACAUUGCCGAAGAACUUUCAGUUUGUUUAGAUGAAAGUGGAAUAGGCAGAUGCUAUGGAGAAAGUUGGUACAAAUUUGGGGAUGCGUGCAACCUGUGUACCUGCACCAAAUCAAAUGUUAUCGAAUGUUUACCAAGAAGCUGUGAUGAAUAUCCAGUAGCCCCUAUUGGCUAUGUUGUAGUUGAAGAAAAGGCCGACGAUUGUUGCUACACAUACCGGUUGGUAAACGAAGAUUGUGAUAUCACUAAGUGCGCUGAAUCACCGCCAAUUUGUAACUACUACGAGGAUCUGAUUCACUAUGAUAUUGACGGGUGUUGCAGUUCCUACGAGUGCGAAUGCAACCCGUCAAAGUGUCCAAAUUUAAAAACAGAACCAUGUCCAUUUAACUACCACAGAAUUGUUAUAGACCAGGACUCCUGUUGUUCGGUUGGAAAAUGUGUGCAGAUGGUGAAAUCAUUAAUCGGCACAGAUGUAGGGGCACAGACCGGAAUAAAUUUGGUUGGCGGUUCAUUUAUCACUGAAACUUACGACGAUGGAGCAUCGGACGGAGUCGUAAAGGCUGGCAUGGGAUCCGACAACUUGGCUGCAGGCCAAGGCCUCGCCCAAGGCGCUCAAGGUGCCGACGCUCUCGUUGCUGGAGGCAAGAAGGGCGGCAAGGUGAGCAAGACCGUCUUCCAACCUGGUCAAACCGUACUCGGCGCAGGUGCCGCUGCAGGUGCAGGCCACGAACAAGCCUACCCAUACGGAUACUUUGGCGGCAAGCACGGAGCAGCUGGACACGCGGCAGCCGACUCUGGCAUCGUAAUCCAAGGUGGCGCUUACGAAACCAUCACCAUGUCUGACGACGAUUCAGCACAAGACGUCGCUUUCGGUUCCAAGGCCGAUCAACUGGCCGCAGGACAAGGCUUGGCGCAAGGAGCAGCUGAUUCGGACAUCUACGUCGGAGACAAGGACUACGGCGGCGAUGUGAGCAAGACCAUGUUCGUUCCUGGAUCCAUUGCACUCGGCGCGGGAGCACUCGGAAAGGCAAUGGGACAGGGACAUCCUUAUGGUGGACCCGGACCAUACUACGGAGGCGCGGAAGGUUACGGUGCAGCCAAGCAGGGCAUCGUCAUCGAUGGCGGCUCAUUCAUCACUGAAACUUACGACGAUGGAGCAUCGGACGGAGUCGUAAAGGCUGGCAUGGGAUCCGACAACUUGGCUGCAGGCCAAGGCCUCGCCCAAGGCGCUCAAGGCGCCGACGCUCUCGUUGCUGGAGGCAAGAAGGGCGGCAAGGUGAGCAAGACCGUCUUCCAACCUGGUCAAACCGUACUCGGCGCAGGUGCCGCUGCAGGUGCAGGCCACGAACAAGCCUACCCAUACGGAUACUUUGGCGGCAAGCACGGAGCAGCUGGACACGCGGCAGCCGACUCUGGCAUCGUAAUCCAAGGUGGCGUUUACGAAACCAUCACCAUGUCUGACGACGAUUCAGCACAAGACGUCGCUUUCGGUUCCAAGGCCGAUCAAUUGGCCGCAGGACAAGGCUUGGCGCAAGGAGCAGCUGAUUCGGACAUCUACGUCGGAGACAAGGACUACGGCGGCGAUGUGAGCAAGACCAUGUUCGUUCCUGGAUCCAUUGCACUCGGCGCGGGAGCACUCGGAAAGGCAAUGGGACAGGGACAUCCUUAUGGUGGACCCGGACCAUACUACGGAGGCGCGGAAGUUUACGGUGCAGCCAAGCAGGGCAUCUCCCGAGAAUGCGACGCUUAUCCUUUAUGUCCAACUGGGUAUAAGGUGAUAUCGGAACAAGCAGAUGAUUGCUGCCACAGCUACCGCAUUGUAAAUGCCGACUGUGACUCUUCUACAUGUGCAUCUUCACCGAAAACGUGCGAAUUUUAUGAAGACCUUCAGUUUUACCCAACCGAUACUGACAGAUGCUGUGGUACAUAUGAUUGUGCAUGCAAUCCAAUGAAGUGCCCUGAUCUUGGAAACUUGAAAUGUCCAUUCGGUUCCACAAGUUCUGUAAUUGACACAAAAUCGUGCUGUGGCGUUGCAAAAUGCAUUAGAAGCGAAACUGCUGUAAGUGGUUCUGCUGCAACAUCUCUAUUGUUCGGUGGAGGCCUCUUUAGUAACACUAUGUUCGGAGGAAACUCCGAUAACGACAAUGGUCUGGUGGUUGGCGUCGGUGGUUCCUCCAAGGCUAUUGGUGAAGCUGGUGCAGGUUCUUCUUCCAAUACUGGAUUAGCAAGCAAACAAGGUUCUGGCAGCAAGACUUCAGAGCUAACUUCGUUUACCGGUGGAAAUGUGGCGCUUUUGUCAGACUCUUCUGCUCUUGCUACUUCAUUGUCAUCUCUUGCACCAGGUUCGGACUACAAUGCAUACGCUGCUGGUCGCUACAACGCACUUGCUGAGACAUACGCUAAGGCGCUUGCCUCGUCGGAAACCGGAUCUAUUGACGGAUGUUGUACUGGUUUAACUGAUGCAUCAGCAUGCCCAAGUACUUGUCCAAAAGACAAAGUCUGUGAUGGAACAUCUUGCGUUUAUCCACGGGAUUGUCCUUGUUUCCGCAACUCCGUUCGCCGACCGACCGGAGCCGUAUGGAAGGAAGACAACGGAUGCAGCAAUUGCAUCUGUAUGGGUGGAGACGUCCAAUGCGCGCCGGAGACCUGUGAAGUGACAAGUUGCCCGUCUGGUCAGAAACUAGCUUUUGCUCACCCUGAAGAUUGCUGUGCAGUUUGUAUGGAUGAUGACAGUAGUUGCACAGAUACGUUCGGCAACUUACACAAUGUUGGAGAAUCGUGGGCCGACGAAACUAACUCAUGCCAGAGUUGUUACUGUACGGCAGAAGGCGUGAAAUGCGAAGCUGAACCAUGUCCAGUGAUUGAAAAACCAACUUGUUCUGAUGGACUAAUGUUGGUUACGAAGGAAUCCGGUUGUUGUCCCGAGUACGACUGCGUAUGCAACUCGGCCAUGUGUACAUCAACGAUGCCAGUUUGCGAAGAACACCACUCGGCGGUAAUUGUGAACCCCACGGACUGUUGUCCAAUCUACGAGUGCGUAUGCCGAUCGGAAACUUGCCCGGUUGCACCUGCUUGUGCCUUUGGAGAACGCCGUGAACGAACCAACGAUGAUACAGCUUGCUGUGGCGAAUACAAGUGUGAACGUAUUGGAUGCACUGAUGAUUCUGGAAACUUCCACGAAGUCCACUCUACAUGGACGAUGUCCACUGAUGCCUGUCAACAAUGUUCAUGCGUGGGAGACCGCAACCUCGCCUGCAAGGCUAGAGAGUGUUCGGAUAUUGCGAAACCAAUUUGCCCUGGAGGCGUCGAACCUUCUGUAGUAUUUGACAUUGACGGUUGCUGUCCAACCUACGUCUGUGACUCAAAGGAUUCCUUUGGUGUCGACUUCCAAGUUUCAGUCAAGCGUGGUUACUGUGCUGGUUCAAUUUGCACUAAGGCUCUUCUCUUCAGCGACACUCUGUCUGGUGAAGUUUAUGAAAUGGAGAUUGACGCUAAGACGCCAUUGACAUCAAGCAACUUCGUUGUUGAAGUAACAGGAAUGACUCAAACUAUUACUGCCAAAUCCACCGGUGUAAAGGUUGUAUUCGACCAAGCAUCUGAUGCCUGGUCCAUCCAUGUCCCAGCCAAGUUCUCUGGUCAAACAGAAGGUCUUUGCGGUUUAGCAGAUGGUGAAAUAAGCAAUGACCUCUGGAUGGGAAGCUACUCCGUCGCGUCAGUAUCAACUUCUGGAAGCGCCAGCUCAGAAGAUGUUGGUACUUUCUUCAACCACUGGUUGGACAAGAACAUUGCUGCUGGAUCCCAAGUGGGUGCCAACGGCGAGGCUGGAGUAAGUUCCUGUCUGUCAGAUGCUCUGCCAGAAACUGGUCUUAUUGCGGGAGGAGGAAGCGCGCUUGUUCGAUCUUACUGCGAGCAUGUUUUUGCAUUGCCAACAUUCUCAUCUCUCUCUUCGUUUGUUGAUGCCGGCGAGUACGUCGAUACUUGCGUCCGAGCUACUGCUGGUUUACCAGUAAUGAAGAUCGGAGUUGCUGUAUCUGGUGACUGGCCAGGUUGUUCUGUAUUCGCAGCAUACGCAAGCGCUGCAGCAAGAGCCGGAAAGUGUAUUGAAUGGCGUACACCUGAAUUCUGUGCAUACAGUGGUUGCUCAUCUGGAAGCGAAUAUAUCGGAUGUGGAUCCAGCGUUACAAAAACAUGCGACAACUUCAAGACGUUCGACGGACUUCCAGUUACUUACGACACAGAAGGCUGCUUCUGUUCAAGUGGAAAGGUACUUCUUGAUGGUGAAUGCGUUGAUACAUUUGUUUGUCCAGUGUGUAGCGAUGAAAGUGGAUAUGGACGACGUGCAGGUGAACAAUGGUAUUAUGCCGGUGAGCCUUGCAUAGUCGCAAUCUGUCAACCAGAUAGCUCUGUUGUUCAAUCCCAAGUUAACUGCCCAGCUGCACCCCUUUGUGGACCAAACGAGAACCUCGCCAAGGUAUCAGAUGAAUCUGUAUGUUGUACGACUUAUGUCUGCUUGCCUGAUAACCACGAAUCCAAGUGUGUUGGCUUGACAUGUCCACCAAUCAUCCGACCACGAUGCGCUGUAGGAGAGCAAUGGAAGGCAACUCCAUCUGGACCAAGCGAGUGCUGUUUAACUUACACCUGCGAGUGCAACUCAGACUCGUGCCCAGUUACCUCGGUACCGCUCUGUGAGGAAGGUGAAGAGCUUGAAGUUAUCGGAACUGAUGAUUGCUGCCCAAGUGCAACUUGCGUCUGCAAGAUUGAAACUUGCGCACCAAAGCCUGAUUGUUCCGAAGUCGGACACACUCUUCGAGUUGUGGAUGAGGGAAGAUGUUGCUCCACCUACGAGUGCGUCUGCGACAGAGAUAGCUGCGCGGUUGCUGAGAUUCCAACUUGCCUUGGUGGCGAAACAGCUGUCGUUGUUAACGCCGGCGAAUGCUGUCCAGUAUACGCAUGCGAAUGUGACAAGUCACAAUGCCGACCAUGUACCGAGGAUUGUGCAGCCGGAUUCACUCGCGAACUCGUCAGUGAACCAGGCGCAUGUUGUGAGGUGUACGAAUGCAAGUGCGACGUUACUCAAUGUCCAGUUACAAGGGUUACACCAUGCUCGACUCUUGCAGGAUACAGACUUAUUACAACUGGAAAGGAAAUACGAGCACCUGGACUUCCUGAAUGUUGUGCAAGCGAAUUCGAAGAAGUUUGCGUGUGUGACGUAGGAAGCUGUCCAGUCUCCACUGUAACUUGCGAAUCGUACGAACGAAAGUAUCAGACCAACCCAGGAGAAUGCUGCCCAACUUAUGCCUGCGAAUGCGAUAACACUCAAUGCGAACGAGGAGUUUUGUCUUGCCCAAGCAAACAACAUUUGACCGAGAAGGUUAUCAACUCAUGUUGCUCAAUCUCGGUGUGCGAAUGUAACGUAUGUGAACCAGCCGAACCUUGUAAGGACGGAUGGUUGGCUACCGACACCUUCGACGAAUGUUCAUGCACUAUUAGAACAUGUGUACCACCUACUGAAUGCGUCUAUCUCGGAGAGACCCACGCACCAGGUGUAACCUGGAUGGAAGAUAUUUGCACUGAAUGCAGCUGUUCUUCGACCCCCAACUCGCUCGGCGAAUUUGAAUCAACAUGCAGCGCCAUCAAAUGCGGAUCGUGCAGCUCUGGAUAUACUUAUGUACCAGUUGCUGGCCAAUGUUGCGGUGAUUGCGUGCAGACCGUUUGCCACAACGAAGGAAAGCAAUUUGCACCUGGUCAGACAUGGACACCAUCAGACGACCAAUGUACAACAUGCGAGUGUAUGAUUGAUCCAAUCUCGAACGAGGUUUACAGUCAAUGCAGUGCACCAGCUUGUGCACCACUCGACCCACUCUGUGCACCUGAGAAUGUCAUGACAACAGAAGAUGGAUGCUGUACUUACUGCAAGACAAGCAACCUUCCCGAGAACAAGUGCAGACCAGUGUCUGACUUCUUCGAAGAAAUCGAACACGAUGGCUGUCGAUCGGCAGAAAAGGUGAAUGUGACGAUGUGCGAAGGUCAAUGUACCAGUGCAUCAGUGUUCUCUUCGUCGACCGGUGGUUUCGAGAAGCAAUGUUCUUGCUGUAGCACGAUGAAGACGGAAAAACGCACCGUCGACCUUACAUGCCCAGAUAUGUCAACCAAGGUUUACGUUUACGAAGUCGCCCUGGAGUGUGCUUGCCACGCCACUGCCUGUGGCUCAGAGCCACUAUUUUAG